AUCAUAUGGAGAGAUACGUGCCUCCGAUCAAUCCUGCCACUUAUCCUGUACUCACUCUCUUGCUUUUGACCAUCGGGGCAUUUUUUAUGGCAUGGUUUAGUGUAUAUGAAUUAACUGCAAACAAAUUUUCCCGCCAUCCACCUUCCUGGGCUGUGGAACAUUGUUUCUUUUGUUGUGGGUCGGAAUCUACGUAUGAAUUAUGA
This is a messenger RNA of Schistosoma curassoni, 203 nucleotides long. Lineage: Eukaryota; Metazoa; Platyhelminthes; Trematoda; Strigeidida; Schistosomatidae. The record is from the annotation of a GenBank genome assembly.